AUGACUACAAUGAAGUUGACAGAUGAUGCUAAGGCUUUCUAUCUUGCUGUGUAUCAUGUUGUUAAUCAAAUCCCAGUUGGUCAUGUAGUUUCAUAUGGUCAUAUAGCACAUCUUGUCAAUAAACCACAGAACUCUCGUCAAGUUGGUACUUCUAUGAAACUCAUAUCUUCCAUAGUUCCAGCUCUAAACUCAGAGUUGCCUGAGAAUGAAUGGAUAGAUAGCUCAACAUUACCUUGGUGGAGAGUAGUUCUGAGUGCAGGUAAGAUCUCUCCAAGAGGUGACUCAAAUUCUGAAGUUAGACAGAGUAAUUUGCUCAAACAAGAAGGCGUUGAUGUCCUGAAUGCAUUAUUUAUAGAUCUUGACACCUUUGGCUGGUUCCCUGAAGAGGUAGACAUAUAA
This is a messenger RNA of [Candida] anglica, 399 nucleotides long. The record is from the annotation of a GenBank genome assembly. Lineage: Eukaryota; Fungi; Ascomycota; Pichiomycetes; Serinales; Debaryomycetaceae.